Messenger RNA from Neltuma alba, 1794 nucleotides. RefSeq names its product calcium-dependent protein kinase 29-like. Gene Ontology annotation, molecular function: ATP binding; calcium ion binding; protein kinase activity. Lineage: Eukaryota; Viridiplantae; Streptophyta; Magnoliopsida; Fabales; Fabaceae. Bases 206 to 1723 code for a protein of 505 amino acids. The transcript is spliced from 8 exons. Gene Ontology annotation, biological process: protein phosphorylation. The record is from RefSeq and is a predicted model, not a curated record.
AAGCAUCAAAGCAAAGCAAAGCGUAGUGCUAACAAAAAGGGGAUGAUGCUGAGGAGAAGCGUGGCGGGGGACAAAGCAGGGCAUCCCUUGAAAGGAGCAGAGGAUCACAGCACUUUCAUCCCCAGCAUGUAAAUCUAUUGGCCCGGCCUUUACCGAGAUGCUCCUCCAUUCCCAACUUCUUCAUCACCCCCGAUCUCUUUAAAAAAUGGGGUUAUGCUUCAGCAAAUCCUCCCCUGAUUCGCCAGCCCAUUGUCACUACCAACAGCUUCCAAAGAGAAACCAACAUGCUCCUCAUCCCGCCACGCCCUCCGCCUCCCCCUCUUCCUCUUCCUCUUCCUCCCACCCUCAACUCGGUCCCAUUCUGGGCAAACCGUAUUUUGACAUCAAAACACACUACACUCUGGACAAAGAGUUAGGAAGGGGCCAAUUCGGCACCACUUAUCUCUGCACCGAAAAGCUCACCGGACUCAAGUACGCUUGUAAGUCCAUAUCAAGGAGAAAGAUGAGCAGCCGGAAGGGAAUCGACGAUGUGAAGAAGGAAAUUAUGAUCCUGCAGCACCUGACGGGGCAGCCCAACAUAGUGGAAUUCAAGGGAGCUUACGAGGACUGGCAUCACGUGCAUUUGGUUAUGGAGUUGUGUUCCGGCGGGGAGCUUUUUGAUCGCAUUAUUGCCAGAGGGGUUUACUGCGAGGACGAAGCUGCCGUCAUAUUCAGGCAAGUCGUCAACGUGGUUCACGUUUGUCAUUUCAUGGGGGUGAUGCAUAGGGACCUUAAGCCCGAAAAUUUCUUGUUGGCCACAAGGCACCCCAAUUCUCCCUUGAAAGCCAUGAAUUUUGGCCUCUCUGUCUUCAUUGAGCCAGGUAAAGAGUAUAAGGAAGUCGUGGGAAGUGCGUACUAUAUGGCCCCGGAGGUUCUAAGACGGAAUUAUGGAAAAGAGAUAGAUGUGUGGAGUGCAGGAGUCAUUUUAUACAUCCUCCUUAGUGGGGUGCCUCCGUUUUGGGCUGGGAACGAGAAAGGCAUAUUUGAUGCUGUUCUGGAAGGCAAACUGGAUCUUGAAAGCCAACCAUGGCCUUCUAUUUCAGCUGCUGCCAAGGAUUUGAUCAGAAAAAUGUUGGCAUAUGAUCCCAAGAAACGCAUCACAGCCACUGAUGCCCUUGAACAUCCAUGGAUGAAGGUGGGUGGUCAAUCAUCUGACAAGCCUAUAGACAGUGCCGUUUUAAUUAGGAUGAAACAGUUCAGAGCAAUGAACAAAAUGAAGAAACUUGCCCUGAAGGUAAUAGCACAAAACCUAUCAGAGGAAGACAUCAAGGGCUUGAAACAAAUGUUCCACAAUAUGGAUACAGAUAACAGUGGCACGAUCACACUUGAAGAACUCAGAGCUGGAUUGUCCAAAUUGGGAUCCAAACUUAACGAAUCUGAAAUACGGCAGUUGAUGGAUGCUGCUGAUGUUGACAAGAAUGGAACUAUUGAUUAUUAUGAAUUCAUAACUGCCACCAUGCAUCGGCACAGACUUGAGAAGGAAGAGAACUUGUUCAAGGCUUUCCAAUACUUCGACAAGGAUAACAGUGGACAUAUCACGAGAGAGGAGCUUAGGCAGGCAUUGACUGAAUACGGAAUGGGGGAUGAAGCCACGAUAGAUGAAGUGAUCGACGAUGUGGACACUGAUAAAGAUGGCAGGAUCAGUUACGAGGAGUUUGUGGCUAUGAUGAAGAACGCGGGAUGAGACGAGUGUGUGAGAAUGAAAUAAUGUAUCCAACGUGAUAAUAAGCCAAAGGCAUUAUGGAUUUUGAUUGC